Molecule: messenger RNA, 1262 nt
Organism: Condylura cristata (star-nosed mole)
Lineage: Eukaryota; Metazoa; Chordata; Mammalia; Eulipotyphla; Talpidae
Gene: SEMA6C
Product: sema domain, transmembrane domain (TM), and cytoplasmic domain, (semaphorin) 6C
Exons: 9
Biological process (GO): neural crest cell migration; negative chemotaxis; semaphorin-plexin signaling pathway
Molecular function (GO): semaphorin receptor binding; chemorepellent activity
Source: RefSeq, a predicted model, not a curated record
UGGUCCCCCGCCCUGCGGUCCCCCGCCCUGCGGUCCCCCGCCCUGCGGUCCCCCGCCACCAUCCCCGCUGCUGUCCCCAACGCUGCUCAGGUGCAGUUCUCCCGGGCGGCGCGUGUGUGCAAGCGAGACAUGGGCGGCUCCCCGCGGGCCCUGGACCGCCACUGGACGUCCUUCCUGAAGCUGCGGCUCAACUGCUCCGUCCCUGGGGACUCCACCUUCUACUUUGACGUCUUGCAGGCCUUGACUGGGCCUGUGAGCUUGCACGGCCGCCCUGCUCUCUUCGGCGUCUUCACCACCCAGGCCAACAGCAUCCCCGGCUCUGCAGUCUGCGCCUUCUACCUGGAGGACGUUGAGCGGGGCUUUGAGGGCAAGUUCAAGGAGCAGAGGAGUGCGGAUGGGGCCUGGACCCCCGUGUCCGAGGACAGGGUCCCCUCCCCCAGGCCGGGCUCGUGUGCAGGGGUAGGUGGGGCGGCCUCGUUCCCCUCCUCCCGAGACCUCCCCGACGACGUCCUGACCUUCAUCAAGGCCCACCCACUGCUGGACCCUGCCGUGCCGCCCGCCACCCACCAGCCUCUGCUCACCCUCACCAGCAGGGCCCUGCUGACCCAGGUGGCUGUGGACGGCGCGGCCGGUGUCCACGGGAACGCCACCGUGCUGUUCCUCGGCUCCGACGACGGGACGGUGCUGAAGGUGCUGCCCCCGGGGGGGGCCUCUGGGGGCCCCGAGCCCGUCCUGCUGGAGGAGAUUGAUGCCUACAGCCCCUCCCGGUGCAGCGGGCGGCGGGCUCCCCACACAGCCCGCCGAGUCCUGGGGCUGGAGCUGGACGCCAGGGGGCACCGGCUCUUCGUGGCCUUCUCCGGCUGCGUCCUCUACCUCCCGCUCAGUCGCUGUGCCCGGCACGGGGCCUGUCGCAGGAGCUGCCUGGCUUCCCGGGACCCGUACUGCGGAUGGCACAGCGCCAGCGGCUGUGUGGACAUCAGGGGACCUGCCCGGACUGCUGUGGAUCCAGCUGGGGACCAGGAGCCCACGGAGCACGGCGACUGCCAAGAUGGAUCCACGGGGAGCCGCUCCGGCGCCGGGGACUCUGCCUACGUGCUUCUGGGGCCUGGCCCCUCCCCAGAGACCCCCAGCCCCCCCAGUGAUGCCCAACCCAGGCCCCAGUCUUCCACUCUCGGAGCUCACACUCAGGGUAAGGGGACGGGGGAGGGGCAGGUGUGAGGUGCGGGGCUGCUGAUUCUGGAAGAGUUCACCCCACUGCCCGC